AUGAACUCUCCUCUCGCACGCUAUGCAAUAGCUGGUCUUGGGGAUGCUACAGCCCGCCUUUGUGCUGACCAACGCCUGAAGCUUGCUCCAACAAAGGCAGUGUUCAUUUCUUCUUUGGAAUGUUCGGACGGAUUGUCUGCCCUCUUGUUGGCUCUUCUUUCCAGUGGUUCAGCCUCGUUGCAUAUCGUUUCCAGUGACCAGCUUGAUGUGGAAGCACUCGCAGGUAUCAUGCUCGGAAAGAAUCGACAUUUGAAUAUUCAAACAUGCCACGUACCCAAAGAACGACAAUGGUGGAAGGUGUACUCGGACAUGUACAUCCAAGUCCACGCCAGGGGUACAUUAGAUCCAGGGAAGAUUGUAUACCUCUACACACUCCGUUGCUUCAAGGCAGCUAAUUUUGCUAGUCAUGAUAGCGAGAGUUUCAGUGGUUGUGAUGCAGAUUGUGAGAGUGAGAGCGAAAGCGAUGAGGGCAGUGACGGUGAUAGAAGCACGUCCAAAACUCCCAGAGAGUACACGUUUGCUGUCUUUCCUCCUGGCGUUGACAACAUCCAAGGGGAAGUUGAAGAUAUGAGAGACAGCCAAUUACCACUGUUGGAUUCUGGUGUGCGGACGAGGGUUGAUCACAUUGUUGCAUUGGAACCAAAGCAAAAUCAUGAAACAGCUACUUUGCUUGCUCAAGAGAAUAUCGCUGUUUUCUUGACGCUACCAUCCACCACUUUGGAUAAUGGAUUGCUUAUUCGGUCGCAGCAGUUACAUCAUCACUUUUCAAGUCAGAUGCCGUCAAACUUUCCUCCGGUAAUAGAGUCUGGUGGAGAAAUGAUGGAACCCGAGAAAAUGCCAUUUUCAAUGACUCUGGAUUGCAAUCGCCAUAUCUUGAAGUCGUGUACUUCCAUUCUCUUUGAGAAAGAGACAGAAGAGAACGGUAAUACCAAGUUCAUUGUCUUGGAUCGUCGACUCGAUAUUUGGAACCGCCAGAUCAGUGACGAAUGGUCGACCACUGUGGCUUCUCUUCGAUCCUUUGUGGCUCAGGAGACGAGUUCAAUCGAGAACUCAGGCAGGUGUAACGAGGAUGAAAACGAAAUUGAAUUAGAUGACGAAGACAGUGAGAAGGAUGAAAACGAAAUCACCUUAGACGAUGACAAAGAUACCGACAAGGUAGACGAAAACGAAAUCGACCUAGAAGAUGAAACGCAAGGCAGCACAAAUGGAAAGUUCAAAGAUACCCAGAAUCAAACAAAUCUGAUUUCCUCCGACCUACCACAGCUAGUAGUCUUGGGUACUGGGUGUGCAUCGCCCUCUGCCAUUCGAGGGGCUGCUGGGUAUGCACUUGUAGUACCUCGUACAAUCGGCGAAGAAAACUCACAACCAGAUAUUUUCUUGUUGGACUGCGGAGAAGGAGUACCAACGGUGCUCAACCGUACGUGCAGUGACCUGGAUUGGAGAAGGAACCUGCGAGGUAUCUGGAUAUCUCAUGCGCAUCUAGACCACUAUGGAGGUCUGCCAAGUCUUGUUCGCGCCAUUUUCUCUGCAAACACUGAAGAGAUUUCUCAUGAUCGCAUCAGCGAUGAUGCAAAGCGACGUCGACUUGUAACAAGACAAAAUAUUCCCUGGGUCAUGGCACCUCCCAAGGUAUUGCAAUACUUGGAUGUCCUGUUGGGUUGCAAGUAUGGAAAGCAGACUUUGAAUGUAUGUCACAAGCAACUAUUUGUACCACUAUUGCAUCUUGGCCCAUCUCCACCACCAGGACCUUGGUCCUACUUUCAGAAUAUCAAGGUGUAUCACAAUUGCUGUCCCUCCUACGGACUGUUGUUGCGAUUGCAAGUCUCGGCUUCUUGGUUGUGCUUUUCGGGUGACACUCGACCAUGCUCCUCCCUGAUCUCUACUUGUCACCGACAGAUCCCUCUCCACGAAGAGCUCUUGUUGAUUCACGAAGCUACCUUUGAGGAUACGGAUCAAGAUCAGGCUCAAAAGAAGAAACACUCCACCGUUUCGGAAGCCAUUUCUGUUGCUUCCCAGAUCGAAGCGUCCCGAGUCUUGCUGACUCACUUCUCCCAACGUUAUCUCAGUAUCUCGAAAGGGCAUACGGAUAAUAAUCAGGGAUCAAUCACAGACAAGAGAGGCAAAGCAGUUCCUGUUGGGUUUGCAAUGGAUGGAUUCCGAUUUAACUUCUAA
Molecule: messenger RNA, 2172 nt
Organism: Cylindrotheca closterium
Lineage: Eukaryota; Bacillariophyta; Bacillariophyceae; Bacillariales; Bacillariaceae
Source: the annotation of a GenBank genome assembly